AUGCCGGGUGCCGUCGACACGAUGGUCGAUGCUGCACCGCCGUCCUGGGACCUAGGUUUCAGUGUAGGGCAGCAAAAGGUCGACCUGGAAAUUGAUUUUGCGAACAAGAGCCUCAAAGGCAAUACAGAAAUUACACUCUACCCACGUGGUAGCGACCUGAGGAGCAUCUUGUUGAAUUUUCGACAGGGUGAUGUCAAACGCGUGACGGUCAACGGAAAAGUCGCAUCGGCGAAAUAUGUCGAUCCUUAUGAGAACCUUCAUUUAUACGGCCCUCAAUACCACGAGCGUCUGACGCUUAAAGUCGACAGCAUUCUGAGCACGCCGCCGAAGCCACAACUUGAAAUCUUGAUCCCAAAGAGUGUUCACAUCAAAGAGUUAGACUCUCGGUCUACAGAAGCCCGAGAGCGCGUGGCUCUACAAGGUGCUGGAGGCGAUGUUGAUGGGCCCGCGGGUGCGAGGAUACCUGAAGGAAAUUUGCGUCAAUUCACGGCUGUCGUCGUUCAGAUUGAAUUCACUAUCGACCGUAUUCGUGAUGGACUCCAAUUUGUCGGCGUUGAUAUGGGCGACCGGCGGUACCCGCAUGCGUACACCACCAAUUCACUCGAGUCUGGAAUUGGGUGCCCUUUAUUUCCUUGCGUGGAUGAUCCGUCCUCGCGCUGCGUGUGGGAAAUCUCGAUAUCAUGUCCUUCCUCCUUGGGCGAUCUCUUCGACCGUAAAACGGCCGGUUCAAUAACCCAGUCUCGCCCUAAGACACAAACUCGAUACAUAUCUGCCGAUGAUGAGGGUCUUGAUAUGUCCGUGGUAUGCUCCGGCGAACUGACGGAUGAUAUUGUCGACCCCAAAGACCCGACGAGGAAAACGGUUUCAUUUGCAUGCUAUACCCCACUAUCUGCACAGCAGAUUGGAUUUGCUGUUGGCCCGUUCGAGUAUUUCAACCUGGCAGAUUUUCGUGAGAGUGAUCGGGAUGAUAUACUCGGCGAAAAUGCUAUCCCACUUCAUGCGUUCUGCCUCCCAGGGCGAGGCGAUGAAGUUCAAAACACAGGCUUUCCAAUGGCGCAAGCGAUAGACUUUUUCUCCCUAACUUAUGGCGGAUAUCCAUUCUCUAGCUACAAAAUUUGCUUCGUGGACGACGUUACGGCAGACACACUCCCAACUGCAGCCAUGUCAAUUUGCAGUAGCCACCUUCUCUUCCCAGCCGAUAUCAUUGACCCCAUGUAUGACUCAACACGCGCUCUCGUUCAUUCUCUCGCCUGCCAAUGGACUGGAAUAAACAUCAUACCCAACGAGCCUGCGGAUACCUGGGUUACCGUGGGCAUGGCGUGGUACAUUACCGAUACAUUCAUGAAAAAGCUUUGCGGCAAUAAUGAGUACCGAUAUCGACUUAAGCAGAUGUCCGACAAGGUCUGUGAGUUGGAUCACGAGAGGCCUUCCAUCUACGACAUGGGUAAUUUCUUGAAAAUUGACCCCUCGGAAUAUCGGUUUAUCGCCUUAAAAGCCCCUCUCGUGCUAUUUAUUCUCGAUCGUCGCCUUACUAAGGCAAGUGGGAAAGCCACUAUGUCCCGCAUUAUUUCCAGGAUUUUUCUACAAUCUCGAACAGGGGACUUAUCAAAUGGAGCAGUGACUUCGGCGAUGUUCCAGAGGUGUUGUGAACGAUUAGGCCAUGCCAAACUUGAUGUUUUCUUCCAGCAGUGGGUAUACGGCGCCGGAUGUCCCCGUUUUCAGGCCACCCAAAGAUUCAACAAAAAGAAGCUUGUGGUCGAGAUGAUGAUUCGGCAGGUCCAAUCGGAUCAAAGUGCCGCGCGAGAUCUUGACAAGAAUGCAUUUCUUCGUGAUGUCAAAGAAGAGAUCAGACAUGUCUAUGCUGGUGCAAUCCAGCCUGUCUUUACUGGAUCCAUGACCAUUCGUAUCCAUGAAGCUGAUGGUACUCCAUAUGAGCAUAUUGUCGAGAUCAAAGAAGGGGUCACCAAAUUUGACAUUCCAUAUAACACUAAGUACAAACGACUCAAGCGCAACAAGAAACAGAGAGAGCGUGCCGUUGCAGCAGGCGAUACUGAAGUACAGGAAGAAGUACUUCUCUAUUGCCUGGGUGACGUCUUACAGACAGAUGAGGAGACACAGGCCUGGCGCCUGGCGGACUGGACUAAGGAAGAUGAAGAAAGAAUGGGCCAGGAGUCAUACGAAUGGAUCCGUAUGGAUGCAGAUUUCGAGUGGAUCUGCAGACUGUCCCUUGGCAUGCCUGGAUACAUGUAUUUGUCCCAGCUGCAACAAGAUCGAGACGUGGUCGCUCAACUAGAAUCGCUUCAGUAUAUGGCAGCACAGCGCGAGCAUCCUCUCAUCUCGACCAUUUUCACCCGCACAUUGAUGGAUAGCCGUUAUUUUCACGGCAUUCGUGUUACAGCGGCAAAGGCAUUAAUAAAGCACGCUAAAGACGAAGUAGACUGGAUCGGAUUGUUCCAUCUUGAAAAGGCUUUUCAGGAGCUCUUUUGUAUCCCUGGGUCACCAAUGAUUCGGUCCAACGAUUUUUCAGAUCGGGCUUCCUACAUUUUGCAACAAGUCAUCCCUGAAGCGAUCUCACAAGUUCGUGACAACAGCGGAAAGACUCCCUUGCGCGUGAAGCGGUUUUUGUUCGACAAGCUCAAGUUCAAUGACAACUCCAAUAACGAGUUCUCGGACAACUACUAUGUUGCUUCUUUGAUGCGAUCGCUUUGCCACGCAAUGCUAGGGCGAAAUGAAUCGCGGCCGGAUGAUGAACUUGCUCACUUCGAUAUGGAACGGGUUCUCGAGUCGCAGGCUGAAGAGCAAUUAGAGAAAGACACCAUUGCUGAGUUUGAUCGAUAUAGGAGAAUGGACGAAUGGUCUAGCUCAUUCCAGAACUUAUAUGCACGGGCUGCCUUGCAUUGCCAAAUGCAAUUGAUGCAAGCCAAAAUACAGGAUUUGGAUCUGAUGCGCUUCAUCCCCUACACCCGCUCUGGGACAUAUGAUCUUCUCCGACUGCAGGCAUUCGAGUGCUUAGUUGAUCUUGACAUCUCACAAAACCAUGACCUUUUCCGGUGGCUUAUUUAUUCGAUGACCAGCGAUUCAUCGGCUUACGUUCGUCAUCAUUGUCAACUUCUUUUCGGCCGCGCAUUGGCACAGGUUGCAUUUGGUCGACCGCAGGAGGCAGAGAUGACCCAGGGAGAUGGUCUCAUCAUUGAACAGGAAUCUUCUACUGAAGUCCGCCAGGCAGAUCUGGCUCGCCGACAGACGGUACCUGGUGCCAUUGAAGCACUUAAGAGGGAGAUCUCCGGCGAUACUUCCCUGCGGGACUACAUGUGGGCCGCGUGUAAUUCGUCAGCCAUUGGUGUCCAGGAACUUUCUGAACUGACUGACGUUUGUCGUAUUCUAUUUGACCCUGUCACGUCCAAGAUUGCGAGACUACGAUACCCCCGAUUCUGGAAAGUCCAGAAUAUGGGCCAUGGAAAGAUACGGUUUUACCGAUCUGAGCGGAUCCGAACUAGCCUGAAUCCCAAGGAUAGCUCCAAGCGCAAGCGCGAGGAGCAAGUUAUGGCACCCCCUGCACCUAGAAUUACCUUCAAGCAGUCUAAGACUGGUCCUGCUCCAAGCACACCAUCUGCAUCGGCUCUACCGAAGCUUCACAUCCCAAAUUCCUCCUCUAUCCCCAAUGCCGUUGCUAAAACACCGGCUACUUCUACACCGUCCACUCCUGCAAGUGGAGGUGGCCUCAAACUCAAACUCAAGUUUGGGCAGAAAAAAUAA
Penicillium macrosclerotiorum is the source of this 3756-nucleotide messenger RNA. Its product is annotated as transcription initiation factor TFIID subunit TAF2. The coding region runs from base 1 to 3756 and encodes 1251 amino acids. The record is from RefSeq and is a predicted model, not a curated record. The transcript has 2 exons. Lineage: Eukaryota; Fungi; Ascomycota; Eurotiomycetes; Eurotiales; Aspergillaceae. Gene Ontology annotation, cellular component: transcription factor TFIID complex. Gene Ontology annotation, biological process: transcription initiation at RNA polymerase II promoter. Gene Ontology annotation, molecular function: RNA polymerase II general transcription initiation factor activity; transcription cis-regulatory region binding; chromatin binding.